Messenger RNA from Antechinus flavipes (yellow-footed antechinus), 855 nucleotides. RefSeq names its product succinate dehydrogenase complex assembly factor 1 (gene SDHAF1). Gene Ontology annotation, cellular component: mitochondrion. Gene Ontology annotation, biological process: mitochondrial respiratory chain complex II assembly. NCBI's taxonomy places the organism in Eukaryota, Metazoa, Chordata, Mammalia, Dasyuromorphia, Dasyuridae. The record is from RefSeq and is a predicted model, not a curated record. The coding region runs from base 283 to 657 and encodes 124 amino acids. The transcript has 2 exons.
UCUCCCAUUGUGACGUCACGGGCCCCGGCGACCAAUCGGUGGCGGGAGGUCCGGAAGCAUGGCGAGAGAUCCUUUUGGAACUCCGGGACAAACUGUCUGCCCUUCCCCUCGGGACUCCCAGGCCCGGCUUGGGCCCGAGACCGCAGGGCCGGAGCCCUGACCCCUGGAUGAAGAAACUGAGGCCCGGAGAAGUGACGUGACUCGCCAGCCAGUGCCCGAGGCGGGACUUGAACCCCGGUCUCCCCGGCCGCCGGUCCUGCGCUUGCUGCCCCACGCCAGGCCAUGAGCCGGCACAGCCGGCUGCAGAAGCAGGUCCUCGGCCUGUACCGCGAGCUGCUGCGCGCCGCCCGGGGAAAGCCGGGCGCCGAGGCCAGGGUCCGAGCCGAGUUCCGGGAGCAGGCGCGCCUGCCGCGCACCGACGUUCUGCGCAUCGAGUACCUUUACCGGCGCGGCCGGCGCCAGCUGGAGCAGCUGCGGGGCCGCCACACCACGGGCGUGGGCGUCUUCGUGCCCGCGCCGGAGCCCGCGCCCGAGCCCGGCCCGGGGAGCCCCGAGACCCGCCCGGACCCGGACCCUCCAGACAGGACCACCUGUCAGGGCGCACGCGCAGACUCUGGGCACGCUGCCCCGGCCGCCCCGUCCGGGCUCCCGCGCUAGGCUGCCCUGCCCCCGCCCGCGCCCCGCGGCACCCACGGAAAAGGAGGCCGAGCCCCGGAGGCCCCUACGGGGCUGGAGCUCACUGGUGGGCCGGGCCCCCCUGGAGCCCAGUCUGCUCUGAGGUCCCGGGCCCUUGAGCCCACUUCUGGGGCAGCUGUUCUCCCCCCGCCCCCAAUAAAGCAACCCCAUUUGCUAAGA